Messenger RNA from Cynoglossus semilaevis (tongue sole), 4713 nucleotides. It is a transcript of the gene fbxo46, whose product is annotated as F-box protein 46. Gene Ontology annotation, biological process: intracellular signal transduction. The record is from RefSeq and is a predicted model, not a curated record. NCBI's taxonomy places the organism in Eukaryota, Metazoa, Chordata, Actinopteri, Pleuronectiformes, Cynoglossidae. Gene Ontology annotation, molecular function: protein binding. The transcript has 3 exons. The coding region runs from base 1184 to 3433 and encodes 749 amino acids.
CUUUAAACGUGAAUGUUAAUGCUUGAAAUGUGACUCUCUUUGUCAAAACGACGCUUUUGUGAUAUGCUACUAUUUGUGUGUCGCUAUAUUUGCUGUAAUGGCUUGUCUUUAAGCUGGGACGUUGCACAAUCAGUGCAUUGUAUUGUUCGACUCGGUUACUCUUUGAAAAUGGUACAGAUACGUUGUAAUUUGAGGUAAACAUAUAAUGGUUCUGUAAUGUUUACCACUGAAAAUGCUGUCGUUGGUUUGAAGUCAUUGGUUACAGAUUUCCUACUUCCAUGGCACAGUAAUUGUAAAUCACUAGCCUUAUCAGUCCAGUAUAAUGCUAAUUUAUCAUUUUUUUAUUUUUUAUUCUGAACAUUUCCAUGUAAAUGUGUCUAAAAUCUCACCUUUUGCUGCCACAUUGGUAGCAAGGGAUGUAAAGGAGCGUCAUUGCAGUUUGUUUUCACUGCAUGCUGUCCAGUACACAGUGAGUGGUAAAGGUUAAUUUUGAGUAAUUCACCUCUGCGCGUCCCAAGAAUGGUGCAUUGUGGGAUAGAACACUGGGUGAAGUGUCAGAAAUGAAUUAACAUCCAUACAUUCUUGUAUAGUGUUGUUCCAUUAAAUAUUUCAGAAAUAUAAUAGUAUCAAGGGACACCCUUCCUUUGCUGUAUUAGAGAAACGAUAAAAUAAUGACAGCUUAAAAUACCAUAAUUUUCAGGAAAAAUCAUAACAUGCCAAAAUAUGGCAGUGAAGAACCUUUUGGUGUUUUUUAAUUCUUUGUUUUAUAGUGGUUUGUUUCACAAAGAUUGUGUUACCAUGGGGUAUGUUAAGAGUUACCAUGGGCUGCCAGAUCCUUGUGGAUUGUUGUAGGCUUUAGCUAACGAUUGAAGUGGUUAACGGUCACUCUCCUGAAUAAUAUCAGACAGAAUAGGAAUCAUUGAUUAGUGCCAACUGAUUAGCUGGUCACACACUACAUCAUCUGAACUGAAUUCCAGUUCCCCUCGACUUUGCAAAAGAUUAAGAGAUCGAGAAUAGAUGAGUGUAAAACCAACGUCCUCCAACAUCUACAGUUGUUUGGGCACUGUUGCAAGUCAGUUGGGGGUGUUCAUCUGGCUUCUACCUAGACAAGGAAAAGACAUUGGGAGAGCUCUGAGAGUUUCCUGGCCAGCAUAUUUGCAGUUAUGCCCCAGAAAUCUGCAUCAUGAUGGACCGAGACACCUUCUCUCAUAUUGGUCUCUGGUGCCCUAGGCCUUUUGGCUCCUACUCCCAAAACAAAGGGGGGAACCUAGGCUCGAAACCAAGCAGCAAAGGUAGUAAUGAGGUUGAUCCCUCCUCUUUGUGCAAGGUUGAGCAUUCUUCGGGACGAGUGAACGUGGAGGAGCAGGAGGAGAAGGAAGUGAAAGAAAAUGUUGGUUUUGAAAACACUCCACCUCCAACUGAGCUUGACACUGGCUUCCUAAUGCAGACCAAUGCCUCUGCACCACCGGUGUCUUCUCCAUUACCAAACUCAUCCGAGCCCCAGAUGGAAGAUGGUCGUGUGCUGUUAGAUACUUGGUAUGUCAUUAAGCCAGGUAACACCAAGGAGAAGAUUGCCUUCUUUGUUGCACACCAAUUCAGCGGAGCAAAUCAGCCAAGACCCUCUGCUGUAAAGGUAAAGGGUAAUUGGGCCACUGAUUGCAGUAAGGCCAAAAGGCGGCGCAGAUGCUCCACCAAUGACACUCCAACACACGCUCAUGCCUCGAAGCCACACCUUAGCCACAACUCCUGUAAUGCACCUUCCAGCUGUGACCAGUCACCAUCACAGAGGGGUAAACAAACUGACCUUUUGUCAGUGGCAGAGAUGAUUGCCCUGGUUGAGCAGCGAACUGCUAUGGCUCUCCAGGGAAUUGUAGCUGCUCAAAGGAACCAACUGGAUCAUAAAUCUUCUACAAAUCAAAAUCAGGGCCUUUCCCCCAAUCAACACACUCUUUUUCAUGGGACAGGUUUAGAUCCCGCAUCCAUGUUAGCUGCGCCAGAGAGCUCAAAUAGCGAUGCAUCCAUUGAGUCAUGGGAUUUGACAGAUAAGGAGAUAGAGGGCCAGCAGGAGUCAUGCAGGGUAGCUAAGGCAAUAGCGCAUUUUGAAGCCCAGAACAUGGAAAAUCAACUUAAUCUGGAUGUUUCUUCGGUGGACUCUGUGGGUCAAGACACAGACAGGGAAAUGGGCACAGUAAGGGAAUCUGGCCCUGUGACCACUUCACCAACAAGCGAAGGUCAUGACGAGGUCAGAAUAGCUUUUAGAGUGUCAAACCUGGACACGAGGUCUCAUUUGGAAUCAGCUAGCCGGUCUCGCUGUGUGUUUAUGAGCUGUGGUAGUGGCGCUAACUAUGCUCCAGCCAGGGCAAAAGAGAAAAUCACGUGUGACCUUUAUCAACUACUUACCCCAUCAUUUAGAGACUCAAACCUGUUGCUUGCUGCCUCAACCUCGGCCUCCAAACUAGAUGAGGAGCAGUCUCAUGUUAACAGGACUGGCUGUGGAAGCCCAGAGAGAAUGCAAGAGCUGCCUUCAGGUGAGAAGAAAGCUGACGGUGUCAGGAGAGACCUAGUGACUGGCUUUCACGUGGAGGUUGUGGUAACAGGUGCAGUAGACCAAUGUGUGUUCUAUGGCAAGGACAGUAAAGAGAAGGUACAGGGUAAGACUGUGUGUUUUGUCAUGCCGAAUGGUGGCGGGAGUGGCAACGGUGUAGAAACCUCCAAUGAGCAUUUGUCAGAUGAUCCCCUCCCUGGACAGCUGUUUCUUCUUCAGCCUCCCCGAGGAGCAGAGGCAGAUGCUAAAGUAAUGGAUCACGGCAGCGGGUCAGGGUUGUGCUCUUUAGACUGUGUCAACAAGACUGGCCCCGUAGUAAUGACAGUUAGCUCUGGGGAAAGGUCAACUCAACCUAACUCUGCAAGCUUUGUGGAGGACUGUUCGGACCCUUCGCUGUGUCGCCUCUACCGCCAUGUUUCACAUGACUUCCUAGAGAUUCGCUUUCAAAUUCAACAGUUGCUUGAACCACGUCAGUACAUGUUGCUGUUGCCUGAUCAUAUCAUGGUCAACAUCUUUAGCUAUCUGCCCACCCAUUCAUUAGCAGCUCUAAAAUGCACCUGCCACUACUUUAAAAUGCUCAUCGAAACAUACGGUGUUCGGGCAGUAGACUCUCGCUGGAAUCAAGAUCCCCUUUACAGGGAUGACCCAUGCAAGCAGUGCAAAAGACAAUACGAAUGUGGGGAUGUUUCCUUGUGUCGUUGGCACCCUAAACCAUACCACCAUGACCUACCUUAUGGACGCUCCUACUGGAUGUGCUGUAGACGUACAGACAAGGACACACCUGGCUGCCGUAUCGGGCUCCAUGAUAACAACUGGGUCCAGCAGCGGGUUGAUGGCUCUGAGUCCAUUUGCACAAAGAGAGAGGACAGGAGGGAGGAAGCACGGUAGAGAGAGGAGUGUAACCUUCACAUAAACACUGUUAUAAACCUGUGUAUCCCACCUCCUUUCUCUCUUGAAUCUGGAAGAAUAUGAGAGGAAAGGAAAGAACUCCAGGACUGUUGUUUUAAAUUGGGACCAGCUGUCCUGAAAAAGGAAGCCAUGUUGCUUUCUUUGCCUUGUUUUUCUUUUGAAGCCUUUGACACAUUUGUCUGGAGUCUAUGGUGAACUCUUCCCAGUUCUUGUUUUAUUUGGUACCUAAAACUUACAUGUCAGCUGUGCAAUUGUAGAGUGGAGUAAGAUGCCAGAGAUGAAAUCUUCAGCAUUGAUAAAAGUGUGAUUGUAUAACAUAAACUUGAUUUUCUGUAACAAAAGAUAAUCUUUUAAAUCCUGUCCUGGUCAACAUCAUUCUCGUUUGUGCAUAUGUUUUUGCCUCUGUUGAUCAUCCCUCUCCAAUGUUGUCCUGUGACGUCUUGAAAACGCGUAAACAUGUGGUCCAUAGUCUUUAUUUUUAGCAUAAUUCUUGGCAUUUGUAUUUAUUUGACAGUGAAGCCACAUGUUGCUGACCAGCCCUAAAGAGUGACCACAGAACUUCUAGAUUACUGAGAGUAAUAGGUUAUAGAGUUCAAUGAUAAGGACUAGAUCGGCCAAUGGGAUUAAGAAAAGAUUAAUUGAAUGUCACUUUGGAAAGGCCUGAUUUACAUUUGUUUGUUUUGACGCUUGUCGUUUAGUUUCUGUUUGGGCAGUUUUAUUUGAGUGUUAAAUAAUGUUUUAUUCAUAAGGAUGAAAGCCUCCUCUCAUCCUCCUCUUGUAUUUUCCCUUUUGACAAAGCUGUCAUGGCUUCAAAACUAACAACUCCAAUUAUCACAGAUCAUGGACUCUCUCUCCACCAGCUUCAAGCCUUAAAUGGACCCUACCUCUGUUUCCAGACUAAGAUGGGGAAUUGCACAUAACCAAAUCAGUAACAGUAUGUCAGAUGUUCCAUAGAAAUGACUUGAUCCACCACGUCUCUCAUUCAGAGUAUAAUAUGACCCGUGCCUGGUCAUUGCACUAUGACUGUUUAUCGUUUUGGGCAUUAGGAAGGGCUGUCCUGUCUGUUGUGCUGCUAGUCAAGUUUCCCUACCUGCGAGCCCGUGAACUGGACUUUGUAAUGUGUUGAAUGAUCCUAAAUCUUGGAGCUUGGAAGGCUGCCAGUUAUUCAACUCCAAAUGUUUAUACACCUAUGGAAAAUAUCUGCUUUAAUAAAAACAGAAGUGAAGAUUAAAGAUUGGGAACCCAUCUUAAUCCAUCGA